UGUUGGAUCAGAGGAAGAUUCAGUUGAGGACCUCCCUCUGGCCAUGGGAGAGGACGGUUUCGACAACGAGAAUGAGUCAUUGACUCGACGAGGCACCCACAGGCAGGACCCCUUAACACGUUUUCUCUGCAACAUUAACAAUGCCUGUUCAAGGUGCUGUGCAUCAUUCAAACUGAGAUGUAAACCAGAGAAAGAGCUGUUUCCCCGGACAGUAUGGCUUGGCAAGCCAGGCCCACAGCAAGAGAAAUAUCCCCCCAACAAGAUCUGCAAUCAGAAAUACAAUAUCUUCACAUUUAUACCUCUGGCCCUGUACUACCAGUUCAAAUUGUUUCUCAAUCUCUACUUCUUGCUGAUGGCUUUAUCUCAGUUGAUACCUUCACUUAGAAUAGGAUAUCUAUACACCUAUUGGGCUCCAUUGGGUUUUGUCAUCUUUGUGACAAUGUGUCGCGAGGCUCUUGACGAUUUUAGACGAUACAGAAGAGAUCGUGAGGUGAACAUGCAGCAGUAUUACAAACUGACUAGAACGGGACUGGUGAAGGUACCUAGCUCAGAGUUACAGGUCUCAGAUCUUAUUGUUGUAGAAAAGAAUCAACGAGUUCCUGCAGAUCUUGUUUUACUAAGAACAACAGAAAGAAAUGGAGCAUGUUUUAUACGCACAGACCAGUUGGAUGGGGAAACAGACUGGAAACUUAGACUAGCAGUACCGAGCUGUCAAAGGUUAAACAAAGAUGAGGAUCUGCUGAGCUAUAAUGGCAAUGUCUAUGCAGAGAAGCCUCAGAAAGAUAUCCACAGUUUUGUUGGAACAUUUACGGUGCUAGAAGAGGGUGUUUCAACACAAGAUGCUCUUGGUAUUGAGAAUACAUUAUGGGCUAACACCGUUGUUGCGUCAGGUAGGGCACUGGGAGUUGUCAUCUACACUGGAACGGAGACGAGGGCCGUCAUGAAUACGUCCAGUCCUAGGGUCAAGUAUGGUAUCACUGACCUUGAGGUCAACAAUCAGACCAAAGUGCUCUUCCUCCUGACCUUGGCACUGGCCGUCACCAUGAUCAUCUUGAAGGGAUUCCAAGGUCCAUGGCUGAGAUACUUCAUCAGAUAUGUGCUUUUAUUUUCUUCUAUUAUUCCACUCAGUUUACGAGUAAACCUUGACAUGGCAAAGAUCGUCUACUCCUUUGUCAUCAUGCGGGAUUCUGACAUUCCUGGUACUGUAGUUAGAUCAACGACCAUUCCUGAAGAGCUGGGGCGGAUCACAUACCUUUUGUCUGAUAAGACUGGAACACUCACACAGAAUGAGAUGGUCUUCAAGAAAUUGCAUCUAGGUACAGUAUCCUUUGGCAAUGACAGUCUGGAUGAUAUCAAGACACACCUACUCUCUGCGUACUCUCAGAGUAACCAUGCAGGGUCGUCAAAGACCACACCCGCACGUAAAUCAGCGGUCAGGCGGACUGUCGUCACCAGGGUGUUUGAGUCGGUCAGGGCGCUGGCGUUGUGUCAUAACGUGACACCGGUUGAGGAAGAGGAUGCUGAAAGGUUGGUGAUCAACGAUGGAGAUCAGGAGGCUCGAAUUGUCUAUCAAGCAUCAAGCCCAGAUGAGGUUGCUUUGGUAACCUGGACAGAAACUGUGAACCUAACCCUGGUGAGACGAGACCUUAACUCCAUGCUCCUUCGGAACCCUACAGGAGAUUUGGAUGAGUAUACCAUCCUUCAGAUCUUUCCUUUCACCUCAGAGACCAAGAGAAUGGGGAUCAUCGUCAAGGAGGAGAAAUCUGGUCAGAUCAUAUUCUUCAUGAAAGGAGCGGACACAGUGAUGAGCUCCAUAGUGCAAUACAAUGACUGGCUCGAAGAAGAGAGUGGUAACAUGGCAAGGGAAGGAUUGAGAACUCUUGUUGUCGGAAAGAGGGUCCUUACAGAAGAACAGUAUGCAGAUUUUGAGAAUCGAUACACCCAGGCCAAGCUGAGUGUAACGGAGAGAGCCUCAAAGGUAGCAGCAGUAGUGGAGAGUAUAGAGAGAGACCUUGAGCUCUUGUGUCUUACAGGGGUAGAGGAUAAACUACAGCAAGAUGUACGGCCAACGCUGGAGAUGCUUAGGAAUGCUGGCAUUAAGAUUUGGAUGUUAACUGGAGACAAGCUGGAGACGGCCUGCUGUAUUGCCAAGAGUGCUAAGCUGGUGUCAACAAGACAAUCUCUGUUUGUCUUCAAGAAAGUCAGCAACCGUUCAGAAGCCCAUUCAGAGCUCAACUCCUUCAGAAGAAAGAGUGAUUGUGCCCUUGUUAUCAUGGGGGAGUCAUUAGAUGUUUGCCUCAAGUUCUAUGAACAUGAAUUCAUUGAGCUUGCUUGCCAGUGCCCAGCAGUUGUAGUUUGUAGAUGCUCACCAACCCAGAAAGCUGACAUAGUCAACCUUCUCAAAACGCAUACAGGGAAGAGAACAUGUGCAAUAGGUGAUGGAGGAAAUGAUGUCAGCAUGAUUCAAGCAGCCAAUGCUGGAGUUGGUUUAAUUGGAAAGGAGGGAAAGCAAGCCUCGCUGGCCGCUGACUUCUCUCUGACUCAGUUCCGUUACGUAGGACGACUCCUCAUGGUCCACGGUCGUAACAACUAUAAGAGCUCCGCCUCUUUGAGUCACUUUGUGAUGCAUCGUGGGUUGAUCAUCUCUACCAUGCAGGUCGUCUUCUCAUCGCUCUUCUACUUCUCCUCUGUAGCUCUCUAUCAGGGCGUGCUUUCUGUAGGGUAUGUAACAGCAUACACAAUGUUCCCUGUUUUCCUGUUAGUAAUAGACAAAGAUGUAACACCAGAAACAGCCAUCAAAUACCCAGAGCUUUAUAAAGACUUGCAAAAGGGUCGGAUGUUGUCCUGGAAGAUGUUCUUUGUUUGGAUCCUGAUCAGCGUCUACCAGGGUGGUAUCAUCAUGUACGGCGCCCUCUGGUUGUUCGAAGGAGAGUUCCUUCAUAUCAUCUCCAUCACGUUCACCUCCCUCAUCAUCACCGAGCUCCUCAUGGUUGCGUUGACCAUCAGGACGUGGCACUGGACGAUGGUCAUCGCAGAGAUCCUCAGUAUCGUCAUCUACAUCGCUUCCAUGUUCAUCUUCACAGGAUACUUUGAUCGGGAUUUCAUUACCACCUUCACAUUUUGGUGGAAAGUUGUGGUCAUCACGCUUGUCAGCAAUGUGCCUCUAUAUAUCCUCAAGUUCCUACGAAGACGCUUCAGCCCUCCCAGCUAUUCCAAGCUAUCAGAAUAGGUACUUAUCUACUCACACCAAAUACAUGUUUAUAGUGCCAUUUUCUAUCCUCAACUUGGUACAACAACGACUCGGCCUUCCCAGUCACUCCAAACUUGGAAAGCAGAGAAUUUACAGACACCUUACCUUAGGAGUGGGACUACAUUCACAUUUUUGAUCAAGUUUCCUGUAGCCAGGGCCUUGCUCCAUCCCGACCGGUUACUGACACCAAAUUUCAUGGAUGGGACUGCAAUGUUGGAUCACAGAAAUAUUCAUCCCCAAUGGAAGCUUGCCUGUCCCUAAAUCGUAUUGAGUUGAAAAUCAAAGCAUUUAUGCAUGUCAAUGCUCCUGUAGUUAUAUUAUAUUUAUGUUUGUACAUUUUAAGUGAACUUCCAAACUUAUUUCAUCUGCAAGGUGCAAUUGAGUUUGCUAUUCAAGUGAUUCAUAUGUUGUAUUUGCAUAUAAUGCUGUUAAAAUGUGUCCUAUUAAAUAGAAGGAAAAAAACACUGUCUUUCAAUUUGUUUUACUGUCCUUGAGCAGGUAACCUAUAUAGAUUUUCCUCCCAACCCUUCCCUCUCCAGCUAUAUCUGACUUUCUCUAUCUUAAUUCACAAUUAUAUUGGUAUUCAAAACAGUGCAAUCUUCUCAUAAUAUUCAUUGGAUACAUACACUUUGUGGAUUGAAAUUUUGCUUAUCUGAUCUAGUAAAUAUACAAAAAGAUCUAUAUAUAUUUUGACUUAUGAUAAUAUGCAUGGUACAUGUAUAUUCAAGGAAAUUUGAAUUAACGGUUGAUUUCUAUGAAUUGGAUGCCUCUAAUAUACCAAAGCGUGUUAAAUAGUAAUUGUCUUUUCUAAAUCUAAUGAAUAGUUUUGAACCUAAUUUGGACUCCAAUAUCAAUUAACAGUGAUCGACAUGCUAUUUCAAAGCAGAUGUGUACAUUUAAUUGUGGACCAAAAUAAAUUGAAACCUUUGUGUGGAAAAAUACUGAACAAAGUGAAUUUUUGUUUCAAAUGCCAGUUUUUAGUCAACAAUGAUUUGUUUGGAAUUUUUUAUUAGGCUACAGGGUUCUUGAGUGUAAAAAACACAUUUUCUUCCAAGUUCUUCUUAUAAUUACACAAAAUCUGUGAAUCUUGUAGGAAAGGUCACAAUGCCCACAACAAAGCAGUUUCAUUGUCGGAAGAUGUGUCUUCAUGAUUUUUGUUUGUUUCAUUUAAAAGACACAUUAUUCCUCUAUGAAAUUAUACAGUUAGUAUGCAAACUAAUGUAUGUCUUUAAGGAAUGUCAUAUGUGUCCUUGAGAAUUUAUUUCUUACUGGCUUAACUUGUGUUGACAUCAAUUUGUAAAUACCAGGCGGAAUGAGAUACUUAAUUCAUCUCCGUGGGGAUGCAUCACAAAGAGUUCAGUCUGACCAAAAGUAACGUGUUAGUAACAACGGGUAAUGUUAUUUAUUGCGUGAUCUAGGAGAUUAAGCAGUCGUGACGUGUUAUAUACCACACGCAACCGGCAAAUUAGGUUGAUUUUUUUUUUUUGGGGGGGGGGAUUUUAAUCAGACAUAAAGCUUUUUGAAACAUCCUCUUGAUAAGGAGGUGUUUUGGUGAAGGGUUCAUCGACCUUGGCACUCCAGCCAGAAGGCUAGGGUUCUAAUCCUAGCUAGGCUUUGAUGUCCAUUUGCCUCACCCCACCCGGGAGUAGAUGGGUGGCUGGUCAUUUGUUGGGUUAGAGAUAUUAACAAAGUCCUUUGGAUGAAAAGUACCUUUACUUGUGAGGAUACUCUAGUUAAAGCUUGUCUUUAGCUUGACGAGCAGAAUGAGUUGAAACUAAUUAGAUAUAGACUCGUGUCAACUAGUUCUUGAAUAUGAAGAUAUGUGUGCAAGACCAUUUGUAUGGUGUUCCAUUAAGUUGUUCGUAAGUUACACACAACUUUACACACAACUUUAUGAACAACUGCUGACCCUGUCAUGAGUGAUAGAUUAGAUUCCUGAUCAUUUUUUAUUCCAAUUAACACAAGUUGAAAUCUGUUCAUUGUAGAUUAAAAUUCUCAUUAUUAACAAACAUCUGUUGAAAAUUCUGUGUUUUCCUACAUUUGAUUAGGAUUAAACAGGAAAUGCAAUCCCAUUAUGGUACAAUGGAGACCAAUUGAGGUUUUCCCAUUUGUCACAAGCUAGGGUCACCAGUCAUGCGUAGUAAAGUUGGGCGUUAUUUAUGAACUGCCUUUUGAAAAUGCACCCAGAUAUUCCUCAUAUGACUUCCAGAGAAAAAUCACUAGAUUCCUGGAAUGAGCGCAAGUAAUUGAAUGGUGACCUUUGACCCAAGGGUUUGCUGCAUGUGAUCUCAUUGUGAAUCCAGGGUCCCGAUUCAUUAUGACUUAUUAUGAUAACAAAUGCAUGAUUUAUUUAACAAGUUUCCUUUCGCCAAUCAGGUUGAAUGAUUCCAGUAGCUUUAAAUGGUUAUUGCAAAUUUGUUAUUAUAACAAGUUUUAGGAAACACGCCCCUAAAGUGCACAUGCACAGGGAAUUGUCAUUUGUUUGACCUAUACAGCAACUCCCUUGAACUCAUUAAAGGUAAUGGUUACAGGGUUUGUAUAAUACUACAUAGUAGACCCUAUGUUUGGGCUUUUUUUCUUUCUUUUAUAUAUUUUUUUACAUAGUUCAAAUUAUUCAUUUGUCUAGAAAGCACCGCUGCUAGAAAGAGUUCCCAAAACGAAUAAGGACUCUAUUUUCAGACAAAGUGAAGUUUCCCCCAUUGCCACAAUCCUAUAAUACCCCCUUGUUUUUAGUUAUCCUUGACAAUAUAUCAAAAUUUUGAGAUACAAGAUUUAACAGCCAAUGAUAUGUAGUAAUUGUCGUAUGACUUCAAUCGGUAUUGAGAUUAUGAUGUUGGGAUGUACUGCAAGGUUCUAAGUGAUGACAAACAGAGAACAAUUGUAUGGCACUAGCAAAUAGGGACCUUUUUGUAGAAGCAGGUCAUGUGAUGUAGUUAUUUUUUUUUAGAAAAGAGUGUAGAAAGCAGCUAGAAUUGAUUUUCCAAUGGUUUUGAGUUGCAUUAACCGGAAUACUGGAGUGUAAUAGAUAUUAAUUUAACAUUUUUUCACUGAUUUUUAUUUAAUAUUUGAAAUGCUCUCAUACUUAUAGAUGAAAUAUGUUCAGUACAAGCAUAAGGAUUGCACUUGGUGCUUCAUAUUUCACUUGUUUGUGAAAUCAUGCUUAACUUUAUGAUACACACACCAAGGAUCUGUCUAACAAAGAGUUUCUAUGGAAAGCCAGCAAGUCAUCUAGGAUGCAUACAUCUGUUGCAAAGUAUUUCUAAAGAAUGAUGUUAACCUGUGCAUGCAUCAAUAUAUUGGCAAUAUUGUAUGCUGCUCUUUGUAUACCAAGGAGGCAUUGUGUACAGUUGCUAUGUGAAGAAUUAUGACAUUGCAGGCUUUCCAUAGUUGAGAUUUCAUGGAGACUUUUUAUAGCAAUAACAAAUGCGAAUUUUCUAAAGCAUAUUUACGAUCAGCCAAUCAGAUUAAAGCUUUUAACUGCUAUUACAAAUUUGUUAUUAUAACAAGUUUUAUGAAAUGGGUCCCUGAUCUAUGGGGACCAGGGCUCCAUAUCACAAAGCUUGGUAAUCGAUUGUACAUUUGAUUUGUGUGAUUGAUUGCACUAACGAUCAAUGCAAUCAAUCACUUAGGUCAGCCUUUUGUCAAUUACUAUGUUUUUGGUUACAAUGCACAGGAAUGAGAUCGGGAGAAUGCACCUCUUCUCUCAUACGAUACCUGAGACAAAAUGUAGAAAUCCUCUAUGUAUUAAAUGCUCACUGAUUUUGUAACAAUACCUUGACAUUCCUACUGUGCAGUACACAACUUGUCAUCCGCAGACCAAGGAUGAUUGCAAGUGAAUGCAUGAAAAGGAGCAAAGAUUCUUUAUAUUGAAAGAUAAUGGCGAUGUAUGUGUCAACGCGAUCAAAUGAACUUUAGUUAGGAUUUGUAAUGUAUCAUAUUUUUAUAGUAAAAUAUUGAAGCAUCUCAUUGUCAUAAGGAUUUGUAAGCAGUGUAUUAAGGUCACAACUUAAAUGUAAGAUAGCUUUGAAGUGCCAUCGACUUGUUGAGAUGGCAAGAUGCAUUAUUUCAUCAAAUCGACUUAUGAAUGUAUGUCAACAUGGCGAGACAAUGUUUGAAAAGUUGUAUGUCAAUAUCACCAGAUACGUUACCUAAGACGACUUUUGAUGCACCUCGCCAUGUUGACACACAACGUUGUAUAUGUCGACUUGGCGAGAUAAUGCCAUUUCGCCAUCUCUACAAAUCAAUGAAGCUUCUGUAUGAUUAUGAUUCCUGAAUAAUGAUUGGGCAAUCCGAAAUUAUGUUAGUUGCGGAUCUAGCCAGGUUGAACACAAUAUCAUUUCAGGGGCCAUAUUGUUUUUGCAAAAUAGUGGGCCUCUCAAAACUACCUUGUCUAAUACGGCUGGAUCCGCGCCUGAAUUAUGUAAUCAAGAGUUGCAAAUGUUGAAAUAUGAGACAAAUGUAAAAGAGAAGGAGAAACAAUGUGUUGAUGAUAUGUGAUUAUAUAUGCCCACAUACAUUCUCUUUACUGUUAUUUCUAUAAUUUGUAUGUGGGAUGUUGAUGUUUUGUGUCUAUUUAUUGAUUGUCCAACAUGCUUUUAAUGUGUUUCCUGGUAUGUAAAAAAUUAUUUGUAGUUCUUAUUGUUAGCCAGAUUGAAUCUGAUGAUUGGGGAUGAGUAAUCUAUGGAGCACUUAAGCACUGUUAUGAAAUAAAUAUAUAUAAAUAUAUCAAAACUUUAA
Molecule: messenger RNA, 7987 nt
Organism: Lytechinus pictus (painted urchin)
Lineage: Eukaryota; Metazoa; Echinodermata; Echinoidea; Temnopleuroida; Toxopneustidae
Product: probable phospholipid-transporting ATPase IIB
Exons: 22
Coding region: 44-3229 (1061 amino acids)
Biological process (GO): endocytosis; retrograde vesicle-mediated transport, Golgi to endoplasmic reticulum; phospholipid translocation
Cellular component (GO): endosome; trans-Golgi network; plasma membrane
Molecular function (GO): ATPase-coupled intramembrane lipid carrier activity; magnesium ion binding; ATP hydrolysis activity
Source: RefSeq, a predicted model, not a curated record